Paramecium octaurelia is the source of this 1686-nucleotide messenger RNA. Lineage: Eukaryota; Ciliophora; Oligohymenophorea; Peniculida; Parameciidae. The record is from the annotation of a GenBank genome assembly.
AUGGGGUGUCUGGAAUCAAAAAAAAGAAAUAGAAUUGUGGCUAUGUAAACUAUGAACAAAGAUUAAGUAUUCACAUCAACAGCUGAUAUCCAUCAAUUAUAUAACUUUGGGAAAGUCCUUGGGGUUGGCUCAUUUGGGAAAGUAUUAUUAGCAAAAAUGAAACAGAACUCUGAAAAACAAUACGCGAUUAAAGUAAUUGAUAAAAGGAGAGUUAAAGGUAAGGAGGCAUUACUUGCUAAUGAAAUCUUUGUCUUACAAUAGCUUGAUCAUCCAAAUAUUAUCAAAUUUUAUGAAGUUUAUUAGAGUCCUUUAUAUUUCUAUAUUUGUAUGGAUUAUUGUUAAGGGGGUGAACUUGUUGAGAGAAUAGCCAAAUAAUAAUCAACUCUUUCUGAAGGUUAAGUCUAGGCCAUCAUACAAAAGGUAUUGAGUUUUUCAUUUAUAGAUUUGUUCAGCCAUUGUUUACAUUCAUGAUUUAGGUUUGGUACAUCGAGAUAUCAAGCCUGAGAACAUUAUGUUUAGCGAAAAGGAUGUAUAUUCAGAACCAAAGCUGAUUGAUUUUGGCUUGGCAAAUAAGUACGACACUACUCACAUUAAGUAUUUGAAUCAAGAAUAUUCUAAGACGAUUGAAAACAUUUGUUGGAACUCCCUUAUACUUACCUCCUGAAGUAAUUGAUGGUGAAUAUGAUGAAAAAUGUGAUGUAUGGAGUUUAGGGGUUAUGCUAUUUAGUUUGUUAUGUGGUUAUCCACCUUUCUAUGGUAAAAACAGAGCCUAAUUAUAUGAAAACAUCAAAACACAAACUGUAAUUUGAAUAAUUAUUAUUAUAGCUUAUAUUCGAUAGGCGUCAUUGGAGGAAUAUUAGUGAAUAGGUUAAGGAUUUAAUAUAAAAGAUGCUUAUGAAAACUCCUAAAAAGAGAUUGUCUGCCAGAGAAUGUCUCAAACAUCCUUGGUUCGAAAUGCAAUUUUAGAACAUAAAAGUAAAUAGAGAAAAGAGUUAAUAACAAUUAAUAUAGACUCAUGAGGAUAAUAGAACUAUUUAUUAAAUGCUUAAAAUGUUUAGAGGAGGAGCCAAAUUUAAAAAAGAAGUUACCAAAGUUCUCAUUAAUUAAAUGAAUGAGAAAGAAUUACAUCAUCUAAAACAGGUCUUCCAAAAAAUAGAUGUUGACAAUUCCGGUACUAUAACUAUUGAAGAAUUAAGAGAAGCACUUUAGUAAGAAGUAUUUAAAGUUAAUUACAAUAGGGGUCUCCUGCUUCAUUAGAAGAAAUCGAAUAGAUUAUAUAAACUAUAGUCUUGGAAGACGAUGAAGAGAAUAACAACUUAGAAAUGGACAGAGAACCCUCUCCUCUUGUUAUCAAAUAUACAGACUUUUUGGCUGCAUGUAUUGAUGAAAGAAGAGUAUUGACAAGGGAAAAAGUAUUUUUGUCCAUUAAUUUAGUUAUGGUCUCUGUUUAAGUAUUUCGAUACUUUAGACGUCAAUUAUAUAACUAAAGAAGAUAUUAAGGAAGCCUUAGCAAGACAUGGAAGGUAGAUGUCGGAUGAGAAAAUUGAUUAGAUGAUUUAUGAAAUUGAUCCUAAUCAUGAUAAUAAAAUAAGUUUUGAUGAAUUCAUGUAAAUGAUGGGAGUUGCUGGCAUUGAACAAACUAUGAAUAUUAGGGAUGAAGUAAAAGAAGUGGAAAUUUAAAGUUGA